GGUGGGCAGGAGAAAACACUUUGGACGACAGACUCCAGGAAACACUGGGUUAAAAAUACGCGCUCGGUUACUAGAAAUAGACUUGGAUAACUUCAUCAAAGUUCGGAGCGCGUUUUUUUUUUCUCCGUGCGCUUUUUCGCGUGCUGACGCUUUUACGCAUAAAAAAGGACUCUGGACCGGACUGUGUCUGGGACUGGAGACAAUACUAACCAACAAGAACCGCCACUCUUUUCUUUUUUUUGUCUUUCAGAUCCUCUUCUCAUAAAAAGAGGAACUGAAACCAUUUGGAUUGUGCUCGAUUUGGUGGAUGAUCUCAUUUUUUCAGCAUCUGUCGGACUGUUUUUUUUUUUUUCUUCCAUUCCGACGCAUGUCUUUGGAUGUUUUGCGCUGCUGAGAUGCGCUGAUGGAGUCCGGGGAUGUCUCUAAGAUGACUGCAGCUUUAUUCUUAAGAAGUAACAUGUGUGGAUUGAGAUUUGUCCUUUUUCUGGUCGUUGGCUCUGUUUGGCGGACGGUGAAUGGAGGCGCUCUGACAGAUUUGGAGUUCGAGCGCAGCCCCGCUACCGUCAUCUCGUCUUUGGGAAAACCAGUAACAUUGCACUGCACUCUUAAGGGAACAGGAGGCGAGGAGGAGGACCCCCCUGAUGUUGUCUGGCUGAGGGACGGCGUUCACCUUCAGUACGGCGACACUAACCAGUUCCAGGUCCAUACUGGUAGCAACACGUGGACCAUCAUGAGCACACUCAGGAUUGAGAAAGUCCAGCUUCCCGACAUGGGCUCGUACCGUUGUGCUGUUUUUGUUGAAAGCGACCAGACUUUAUCAGACGAGGGGGGCAUUCAGCUGGAAGGCCUUCCUCACUUCUCCGUGGAGCCUCAGCACAUGUCUGUGGUGGCCAACAUGUCCUUGAGCCUUUGCUGUGUGGCCCAUGGGCCUCCAGAACCGGUCAGGGUCAUCUGGCUGCAGGACGGCGCGCCCCUCAACACCCUGACCGACCCGGUGGCGCUGUCACCAUCCACGCUCAACAUCACAGGUUUGAACAGAACCAGCACUUUCUCUUGUGAGGCCCAUAACCGGAAGGGCGUGGCCACCUCUGGGUCUGGCAUCAUCACCGUCCUUCCAUCCCAACCUCAGAACCUGAAAGCUGUGGAGAUCACUCAGAACAGCCUCCAUGUUUCUUGGCACCCUGGUUUUGGUGGCGACUACCCAAUCAUACGCUGCUCUGUUCAGGCUAAACGUUCAGGAGAGCCCUUCACAUCUGGGCCUGAUAAGAUGAUCCACAACCAGAACGUGAACAUCCCACCAGCCACCCACCUCAUCGGGGACCUGGAGCCCCACAGCCUCUACGCUGUGAGGGUUUCCUGUCACAGCAGCCAGGGCCCAUCAGACUGGUCGCCCUGGGUGGAGCUACGCACCAAAGAAGGAGUGCCUGAAAACCCACCGGUGAACGUGACGGCCGUGUUAAAUGGGACAGAGGUGCUGAUGGCGUGGGAGGGGCCUCCUGGGAAUCUGAACGGAAAACUACAGGGUUAUAUGGUGGAGUACAGCACGCCUGUUCAGCCACAGCUUGUUGUGGACACUGGACUGGACUCAGAGCUGUCAAUCAACUUGUCCCUCCCCCUGUCCAAUGUGACUUUUCGAGUAUGUGCCUAUACAGGGGCCGGACAGGGACCCUGGACCCAAACCCAGACCCUGAUGCUGAUUACUCCUGAAAUGGGGGAAUUUAAAGGUCCAUCCUCGCCCCCGGCCUUUUCCUGGCACUGGUGGUAUGUGGUGAUGGCCAUCGCUGGCGCCGUGUCCAUAGCUGUGCUCAUGGCUGUUUACGUGGCCAAGCUGCGGCGUAAGGAGACGCGUUUUGGAGAGGCAUUCGAGCCCAUGAUGGAAAGCGGGGAGCUGGUGGUCCGGUACCGGGCUCGUCGGACUUACAGCCGCAGGACAACGGAGGCAACAUUGAACAGUCUGGGCAUCAGCGACGAGCUUAAGCAGAAACUCCAAGACGUUAUGGUGGACAGACAUAAACUAACCCUGGGAAAGACCCUGGGAGAAGGCGAGUUUGGCUCCGUGAUGGAAGGUCUGCUGACUCAGGAGGAGUCUGUUCUCAAAGUUGCUGUCAAGACUAUGAAGAUUGCCAUCUGUACACGCUCAGAAAUGGAAGAUUUCCUCCGUGAAGCCGCCUGCAUGAAGGAGUUUGACCACCCCAAUGUCAUGAGGCUUUUAGGUGUGUGUCUUCAGACUGUGGAGAGUGAAGGGUACCCCUCCCCUGUGGUCAUCCUGCCUUACAUGAAACAUGGAGACCUGCACAGUUACCUGCUGUACUCCAGACUGGGAGACUGUCCUGUGUACCUUCCCUCUCAAAUGCUGGUAAAGUUUAUGACCGACAUCGCCCGUGGGAUGGAAUACCUCAGCAGCAAGAACUUCAUCCACAGAGACCUCGCUGCUCGCAACUGCAUGCUGAAUGAGAAUAUGAACGUAUGUGUAGCCGACUUCGGUCUUUCCAAAAAGAUCUACAACGGAGAUUACUACAGACAGGGCCGGAUCUCCAAGAUGCCCGUCAAAUGGAUCGCCAUCGAGAGCUUGGCCGACAGAGUCUACACCACCAAGAGUGACGUGUGGUCAUUUGGAGUCACCAUGUGGGAGAUCGCCACGCGGGGCCAGACGCCAUACCCCGGGGUGGAAAACAGCGAGAUUUACGAUUAUUUGAGACAAGGAAACCGUCUGAAACAGCCUCCGGACUGUCUGGACAGCAUCUACGCCCUCAUGUUUUCCUGUUGGCUCCUGAGCCCGAAGGACCGCCCGUCGUUCGAGUCCCUGCGCUGCGAGCUUGAAAAGGCCCUGGAAGACCUGCCGGAUCCCCAGGACCCGGACGAGAUCCUGUACGUGAACAUGGACGAGUCGUCGAUGGAGCUGGGCGCCGUGGGAGGCCGCGACCCCAUCUCCCCCUCCCCUCUGUGCCUGAAGGGCCUGGACUCUGUGACCACCGUGGAGGUCCACCACCCCAACCGCUACGUCCUCUGCCCCCAACACGAGGCCAACAGAGCCCUGUCCGACUCCCUGGAGAGUCUGGACAUGCCGGUGUCGUCGUCCACAGCCACGCUGCCUCUACAGCCGUCCUGCCACUCCACCCCCAACCCCACCCCGGCGCCCACGCCCACCGUGGAGCUGCUGGAGGACAGGGACGGGAACAGGAAGAUGCCCUGGCAGUGAUGGCGUCCCCCCCUUUAAAACUGGUCUAAGCCAAAGUGUGCCAUUGUUUCACUCCAGUCUGAGAUCCAGCCUCCUUCUGCUGACUCCAAACACCUGAUGUGCCCCGACACAUGUUUUGCACAAAUACACACACAGCCGAAGGCAUUCCAAGAAAAUGAAUCAGGACUAUUUCUAGCGUCGACCCCGUUCUCUUUUCUAAAACGAGCACAUUCCCAAAUGAGCGUUGAAUGAAUGUGCAGCGACGGGAUGAACAAACACUGUGCUAACCACAGACAGAGUUCAGAGCACACACUGCAGCACAAUCAUUCCCUCGUCGCUAUAGCAAUAACACAACACCUCUGUCCAACUACCUGUACGCAGGUGGAGAUGCCCUCCACUCUACGUCAUUAAGCUACAAACGUCUCUGUGAAACCAGCUCAGACACUGCCGGACCGUCAACGCAAACUCAGGAGCUUCAACUGCAGCGAAUCCACCUUCUGGAAACUGAGUCGAGCUUUAGUGGAAACAGAAGCGUGGCUGCUUCAUGUUUACUACAACUUUAUGAAGACUUCAGGCUCAUGAUGUCGACUCGUAAACCCGAAAAUCUGUUUUCUUUUUUUUUUUUUUUACAUUUUAUUUUUAUAGUUUGAGCAGGUGUUUUGAUGGACGUCUCUACUCCCCCUGAAGAAUUAAGCAGUGAAAAACAGUGGAAACCGCUUAUAAUGAUCACGAUAGACGUGUGUUACGUAUUUAUGUGCAUUUUGAAGUAUCGCAUUACAAAAGGUUAAGGGAAAUCCAGUUUUUAUGCUCAUUUGGGGCAGUUUUUUGGCUUGACAGUAGGAUCAACUUGCAAAAAUGGAAUAUAAUAUUGAUAAUUAUGUUUAUUAUCAGUGCAUAAUGACAUGAAAACAUGAAUCGCUGUGUGUUUGUUGCCUUAGACUGAGCCACUUAUAUGGAUUUCUAUUUUUUUUACGUUUUAUGUUGGGUGACAUGCAGCGUUAAAUGUUAUUUCUGAAUGUGGACCAAAGUUAUUUACCCCUAAACCACAAGAACCAGAACAGACUCAGGUUUUAACAGGAGGCCUUUUCCUAUUUUAGCAGCCGGUGUAGGUGAGCGGUAUGUGUGACGCAUUCAUUUGCAGCUUUAACGCUAAAUGUAGGAAAAUGGAAACAGUUGUCGCGACCAAAUUCUGACUCAAGCAUUAAUCACACCGGAUUUGUAUAACCUGAGAUUUAUAAAUUCACCCUCCAUGUCUGGAUUUCAUGUGGUACAUUCACACUGAAUAAAUGAAGUGUUUUUUUUUACUCAGAUUUACAGAUUUUACCCCCAUAUAAAUAUAUAUACAUAUAUUAACCUAU
Messenger RNA from Sphaeramia orbicularis (orbiculate cardinalfish), 4536 nucleotides. It is a transcript of the gene axl, whose product is annotated as AXL receptor tyrosine kinase. Lineage: Eukaryota; Metazoa; Chordata; Actinopteri; Kurtiformes; Apogonidae. Gene Ontology annotation, biological process: multicellular organism development; positive regulation of phosphatidylinositol 3-kinase/protein kinase B signal transduction; phagocytosis. Bases 404 to 3199 code for a protein of 931 amino acids. Gene Ontology annotation, molecular function: transmembrane receptor protein tyrosine kinase activity; ATP binding; protein binding. The record is from RefSeq and is a predicted model, not a curated record. The transcript is spliced from 20 exons. Gene Ontology annotation, cellular component: plasma membrane; signaling receptor complex.